Messenger RNA from Sturnus vulgaris (Common starling), 2117 nucleotides. Lineage: Eukaryota; Metazoa; Chordata; Aves; Passeriformes; Sturnidae. The record is from RefSeq and is a predicted model, not a curated record.
CUUACUGAAGACAAGACAGGAGAGAGAUGCUCUCCCAUGCUCUUGCUAUGAACCAGGAAGCUGAAGGAAAGGCAACAGGAUGGAACAAAGAGAGCCAGGAUGUUUGUGAACCCUUCUAAAGCACCCCUGAGAACAUCCUUAUGCACCUGCUUCCCUGCUUGUUUUACAAAACAACACAAGCAGACCCACUGGAAGUAAAAAGUGAAGAACGAAAUAGAGAUGUGAGUGGCAAUAUGGCAGACAGAGCAGAAAACUAUCUCGAAUCACUGCUCACUGAUGCCUUUAAAGGGAAAGGAUUUCAAAAAAUACACGACCUGCUUCAAGAGAAGGAAGUAGAGCCUCCCCAGAAAUACAGUGAAUCUCUCUUUAACCAGCUGGACAAAGCACUGAGAAAGGAGCUAGACAAGAAUGACUUCAAGAAUGUUUCACUGCUGCUGAAAUGUAUUCAGCUCUACCUUCAAAGUGAUCUUCAAGAAGGGAAGAGCUUGUUUAUUGAGCAAGGGCUGGUAGCAAAGCUGGUAUCUUGGUUUGAAAGAGCAAGAGCAUUUGUGACUGUCAUCGACCUAAAUGAGGAUAAAUUUUUGAUGUUACUGCUUGAAGACUUCUUUGAUUCUGCAUUGGUGAUUUGCAAAUGCAGUAAUGAAGGGAAGAAAGAGAUAGUGAAUUUAUUUUUGCCUGAACUAGGGCGCCUAGUGACAGAAGCAAACCUUGGCUGCGCUUUGCAUCUGGAGGCCUUGAGGACCCUCAACUCUAUACUUGACAGUCUGCCAAGGGAAGAGAGAAAGAAGUUUCCUCUCUCGGAGGAGAUGUGCUCACUCACGAAAGACCUUGCAAAAACCAUAUUGGAGGUUGGUGAUUAUGACCUUCAGGUUGCCCUUUCAGAAGCACUUUGUAGGUUAAUGAUAAAAAAAUGGAGGGAUGACCUUGUUCACCACUGGUUUGAAGAUAAGUAUCUUGCUGAAGCUUUCAAAGAGAUCAAGGAUCGAGAAUUUGAGACGGACUGCAGAAAAUUUCUUAACCUACUAAACGAAAGGCUUGGAGAUAAAAGAAGAGUCUUCUCAUUUCCUUGCAUAUCUGCUUUUGCAGACAUGAAUGAGGUGAAGAAGCCAUCAGAUGAGAAACUGGAGGAGUUUUGGAUUGACUUCAAUGCUGGCAGCCAGAGUGUGACUUUCUAUGUGGAUUGUGAUGAGGGAGCUCUUUGGGACUCUGUGAGACUGUCAAAAGAAAAUGUCAACAGUUACAGUGUGAAGGAGAAGGAUAGACAAAAGGUUGUUAAAAUUUUGAUGAUGAUACCCGCUGCUCUUAACAAGACAGAAGCAACAAAAGUCAAACUGGUUUUCAGUGCUGAGUUUGAAAUAUUAAGUGUACUUAGAAAAGUCCUGGGAGAGGAAAAACUGGUGAUAAUUGAGUCUGAAGAUGAGACUAUUCACACUGGGAAGGAAACUGUGCAGAAUGAAGGAGAAACACCUGUGCCCUCUAAUGCACAGAGGAGGAAAAAUCCUUCAGACUCUGGAAAUGGGGAGACUCAAAAAGACAACUUAACCUCUCAGCACAGACAGCAGUUAACAGGCACUGUAGCAAAAAUGGUCAACUCUGUUGCCAUGGUUACAGUGAGCCAACAGACUGACCUGGAAGAUGCUAACCAAGAAAAAAACUCCAAAACUCCAUCUCCAGCAAUGAAAGCUAAGCCUAGUGAGAAGCCUCUAGAAGAACAACCUAUGGAUGAGUCACUACCAAAGGAUGCUGCCAGAAAGAAGAGAAACAGGAAAACAAGUUUGGCCAAGAAGAGGGCUGAAGGCAGAAAGGACCUCUAUGACUUUGAAAACUCAGACUCCUCAAGUCAUGAAAAGGUUGCUGAAGCCAAAGGAAAAGUUCUUGCCCAGAAAACUUCUUCACUAAGUCAGAGCUACAGGAAACAUCUUUUUUCUGAAAGCAACAAUGAGAAUACAAGUCCUGCUCAGAGUGAGAAAAGUUGGAUCCUUGACUCUCAGAUACAGUCGGUGCCAAAACCUGUUGACUAUACCCGAAAAAGACCCAGGGUGAGAAGUAAAUUAAAAGGAGGGAGAAUCAAGGCAAAGACCUCAAAAGGAGAUGCUAAGGAAACAAAGCACAUUUAG